UCUCUCCCUUCGUACAUAUUUGACUUCAUAAUAUUUUCCUCAUCUGAGUAACUUCCCACAUAUAUAUAUAACCCUCUUCUCUCUUCCCAUACACUCUUAAUCUCAAUCGUCACCCACCACCAUAAAAAAACCAAAACUCAAAAAACACCCACCAAACCCCCAUAGAUCAUCGCCAAGAAAUCAGGUUAGUCUCAAUUUUGUUCACUUUGAAAGAAUAGUUGCCGGUGAUCGAGUCUUUGUGUGUAGUUCUGCUCGCCCGAUCGUUUUAUCUUGCGUAACAAAAUCUAUCUUUUUGUUUUUGGUACUUUAAGCAGUUGGGUAUUUCGUACUUUUGAUGAAAUACCCUAAAAGCUUGUGUUUUUGGACUGCAAAUCUAGACCAUGUCCAACAUCCCCACUUCUCUCUCUGAAAUCUGCUUAACCCUCUCUCGUCUCGCCAUGUCCGAGGCCGAUCCGUGGCCAUUUUCUUGAACCAAAUCAAUCUCUGACGAAAACCCAUUCACUUCUCAACCCAAAUUUCAAAACGCACAAGACAGAUUUUCCUCCUUUUUCUCCCAAAAAAAUGGCGAAGUUCAGAGGAUUCAAGCUCGGAAAGCGCCUUUGCCGAGUCAGCCGGUGGUUCUUCGUCCGUUGGACCCGAACCCGACCCGAAUAUGCCCGGCUCAACCCGGGUUCUCCCUCCUCGGCUUGCAGCUACAAACCCAUGUCAAGGCUGCUCACCUGGGGUCGGAAGCUGUCCGCUGGGGCUAAAUCUUUGUGCUGCAGCAAGCCAGGGUCGGGUUACAAGCGGUUGGGUCAGAACCCGGUUGAGAAAAACAAGCCUGUACCGGUGCCGAAGGGACAUCUAGCUGUAUACGUGGGCCAAAAAGACGGCGACUUUCACAGAGUUUUGGUGCCCAUCAUUUACUUUAACCAUCCCCUGUUCGGGCAGCUUCUGAGAGAGGCCGAGGAGGAGUACGGGUAUGAGCACGACGGCGGGAUCACCUUACCCUGCCCGAUGUCGGACUUUGAGAGUGUCAAGACCCGGAUCGCCGCCGGGUCUGGUCACCGGAGGCUGACGUGGAAGCGGUGCGCCACUCUUUAGGUGCGAUUAGUGAAUAGCGAUGAUGGUGACGAUAAUAUUCCACGAUGGAUAGUGAUGUUUAUUACGAAUUUUUGUUGAGUUUUUAGUGAUUUUUUUACUUCCCUUUUGUUGACUUUUUUAGUUUUUAUAUUUUUCGUAGAUGUAUAUAUUUAUGAAAGGAAUAUAAUAUAUGUAAGAUUUUUUCACAAGUUGGGUUGCUUUGUGUGGUUGAAAAUGGUUAUGAUAUGCUAAUGAUAGUGAUUAUGUUGGUUUUUUUUUA
Pyrus x bretschneideri (Chinese white pear) is the source of this 1342-nucleotide messenger RNA. Its product is annotated as auxin-responsive protein SAUR36-like. The record is from RefSeq and is a predicted model, not a curated record. Gene Ontology annotation, biological process: response to auxin. NCBI's taxonomy places the organism in Eukaryota, Viridiplantae, Streptophyta, Magnoliopsida, Rosales, Rosaceae. The transcript has a single exon. Bases 562 to 1083 code for a protein of 173 amino acids.